Uncinocarpus reesii 1704 is the source of this 2442-nucleotide messenger RNA. RefSeq names its product GTPase-activating protein GYP7. The transcript is spliced from 6 exons. Gene Ontology annotation, biological process: activation of GTPase activity. The record is from RefSeq and is a predicted model, not a curated record. Gene Ontology annotation, molecular function: GTPase activator activity. Bases 1 to 2442 code for a protein of 813 amino acids. Lineage: Eukaryota; Fungi; Ascomycota; Eurotiomycetes; Onygenales; Onygenaceae.
AUGGCUGGCCGUUCCACCCAGUUCACGCCGCCGCCUUCCCCGCCAUCUCCGACAGCUUCGUUCUACGACAUCAGCGACGAUGAGGAGGGCGAAUACAAUACCAUCACACAUACAAAGACAGGGAAAGGAGUAAAGCUAUUAUUUUCAAAGAGCAAGGUCUACGUCCAUCCUAGCCCCUCGUCAAAAGACAACAUACCCGGCUUCAUUGCAUUGAUUGAGCAAAAGCCUUCUCCCCUCGACGAUGGAGACAGGCCCUCCUCCUCAUCCUCCUCGAAGACCGUCAAUGCCUCCUCGUAUCUCCUCGCCUGGGUGCCCGAGUCAUCCUUAGGAGACGCCCACAGCACCUACGUAAAGGUUGACCUUUCGGAUAGCUCGUCUCCUCCCCGUCAGUCGUACCUAGUUCCGCCGCUGCCGACUAUAACAUCUCAUGGGGACUCUAUCGGCCUAUAUGCAUUCGCGGUUCCCUUGUCGCAAAUAUAUUCAUUGUUGAAAAAGAAAAGGACAAAGGAGAGCUUUGAUCCGUUUGAGGACGGGCACAUGUUUUGGGGUGGCGAUGAAGUCUUGAGAUGGCUAAAGAGAUAUGUCGAAGUUCAUCGCUCUGGCGCAGAUCCAAACGUUUAUCUUAUCAACCCCUCUCAAGACGAUAAAACAUCGUUUGGCCAUUUACCGGGAAUUGACAAGGCGGCAAAUUCACCCAGCCACGCCGGGACCGACCCUAAAUCACAAAGAGAAGCAGGCAUGGACCCAUUUACAAAAGCUUUGAAAGAAACGCGAUGGAAGGUACUAGAGCAACUCAGCAAGAUCACCACUUUCACUAGACGGACCGCGCAAGAUCUAGCCGAUAACCCCAGGAUACCACCGCAGGUGAGGCGCUUGAUGAGAAACCCGGAGAUCCAAACACUCCAGGACGAAUUUGAUAGCGCAAGAUUAUAUUUGGCCCGGUGGGCCAUGGGCAUCGCAGAACAGAGUGAGCGUGAGAGAAACCAGCGAAUCUGGACCGCAAAAGAUGUCCUGGCAAUGGAGGAUAGUUCUGUGGGCGAGUUUGAGAUACUGAAUAUGGAGGCAGCAAAUAUGACACUGAGUGAUAAACGAAAAUGUGUUACCAAAAGUGAAUGGGAUAGCUGGUUCGACACGGAUGUUGGCCGAUUACAGAUCACUCCCGACGAAGCAAAAGAGCGAGUAUUCCAUGGUGGGCUUGAUCCCAAUGAUGGUGUGCGAAAGGAAGCUUGGUUGUUUCUGCUAGGAGUAUACUCCUGGGAUAGCAGCGAAGAUGAACGAAAAGCGAUAAUGAAUUCGAAAAGGGACGAGUACGUACGACUUAAAGGAGGCUGGUGGGAGCGCAUCGUUGAGGGGACAUCGACGGAACAAGACCAUGAAUGGUGGAAGGAACAAAGGAAUCGGAUAGCAUGGAGGCUGACUAGAUUGUUCUUGGGACUUCGACAUGUAGAGAAGGAUGUCCAUCGCACUGAUCGUACGAUACCACUAUUUGCAGGAGAAGACAUCCCCCAUCCAGACCCUGACUCUCCUUUUGCGGAGACUGGUACAAAUGUCCAUCUUGAACAGAUGAAAGAUAUGCUCCUUACUUACAACGAGUAUAAUCGAGACCUAGGUUAUGUCCAAGGGAUGAGCGACCUUCUUGCUCCCAUAUAUGCCGUCAUGCAAGACGAUGCCGUUGCAUUUUGGGGAUUCGUCAAUUUCAUGGAUCGAAUGGAGCGAAAUUUUCUCCGUGAUCAAUCGGGCAUGCGAGAGCAGCUGCUUACCCUUGACCAACUUGUGCAACUUAUGGACCCCCAACUCUAUAUCCACCUUCAAAAGACAGAAAGCACGAAUUUCUUCUUUUUCUUUCGCAUGUUCCUUGUGUGGUUCAAGCGAGAAUUUGAAUGGGUCGAUAUACUUCGGCUCUGGGAGGGCCUCUGGACUGAUUACCUCUCCAGUAAUUUCCAUAUAUUCAUUGCACUCGCUAUUCUAGAGAAACAUCGGGAUGUCAUCAUUGCCCAUCUUCAUCAUUUUGACGAAAUUUUAAAAUACAUCAACGAGCUUUCCAAUACUAUAGAACUUAUCCCUAUCCUCAGCAGAGCAGAAGCGCUUUUCCAUAGCUUCCAGAAGAAGGUUGAAACCAUCGAUAAGAAAUACAAUUUCCCCAGCGCACCCGUACGGCAAAGAAAGCCUAUCCCAUCAGAUUCUAGGAAUCAAUCACUGCCAGAAUCGCCCUCUCAGCGCCCCACUCGUUCGUCCAUGUCAUCCUCUGCAGGUACACGGAAUGCUUCCACCGCCUCUGCUACUGUGGUUGCUAGCGGUGUCCAGAACCAUGCUGAGGGAUCUGGAGGUGCUCAACGGCCCUCAGACGCCGCUCCAGAUGCCGGGCAGGUCAUUUCUCCUUUACUUCGAGACCUACUGAGUAGAGAAGUGAAGGGCUUACGGAAGCACGAUCUAAAUGCUUAG